Molecule: messenger RNA, 1491 nt
Organism: Cylindrotheca closterium
Lineage: Eukaryota; Bacillariophyta; Bacillariophyceae; Bacillariales; Bacillariaceae
Source: the annotation of a GenBank genome assembly
AUGUUGGAAGCUCAAGUGCAAUGGAGAAGAAUUCCAGGUCAACAUGAAUCCCUUGAAGGCCUCAUAGGCAAAGCUGGUAACAAACCCAAUGCUGGAGAAGAAGAGCAGGGUGCUGACACAGAUGAUGCUGAUCCCUCUCUUGCAGCUAAGGCCGAAUUUAAAAGGUGGGUGAAGAAAACCUUGGAAAGUCUGGACAUCAUUGGCCAUCAAUAUGGGGCCUGUCUUGGAAGGCAAUCGGAUCGCAAGAAGCCCAGGACCAAAUUCAAUAACUCAUUGUUUGACAAGACCAAGAAAUGUGGACACGAGCAGGCUGGUGUUUGUUUGUGCUUGUACCUUGCUAUGAUAUCUGACCGGGGCCGAUUUAUCAUGCUCCUGGAGCGUACCAUGUAUCCCACUUUUUACAAGGAUCAGGUGGGUGCCUUUGAGUUAGUCUUGACAAUGGAGCAAUGGCUGAAGAAGAAAAAGUACCCGGCAAGGCAUGCCCUUAACCCAGAAGGACUGGGGAAGGUCUUUGACUAUUACACUGAUUGGAUAAGGGAGACUACCUUUCGAAAAGGCAUGGGGGCUCUCUUGAUCAAGAAUCAUCUGAUGCUUCACGUCCCCCUCUACAUGUUGCACUGGGGGCCUCCUCGUGGAUGGGAUUCUGGUCCCAGUGAACGGGCUCACAAGACUGAGCAGAAGCAACCAGCACAAAGAACCCAAAGACGGCAGCACAGCUUUGUCAAACAAUUGACUGCAAGAUUGGAACCAAGAGCCAUUGAAGGAUGGAGGAGUUUCCCCUGGUGGUGCCAGGUUUUCUCUAGGGUUCAGCAAAACAGGCUUGAUGGCAGCAAAACUGAAGGAAACUACCUUCAAGAAGUUAUCAAUCUUGUCUGUGAGAAGCUGUUGCCUCUUGCGGACAGUGACAAGAUCGAGGGUUUCUCUGAGGUCAAGAAGACAAUUGACUCUGAGCCAAUUUGUUUCAGGGCCCACCCCAACUACAGAUCCAAAUCUCGGCAAGUCACUGACACUUGGCACGACUGGGCAAAGUUUGUUGUGCCACAUCAUGGGGAUGCCCACAUUCCCGGACAAAUCCUAAUGUUCAUCAGGAUGCCCUUCACAAAUGAUGAGGUGAUCCACAAUGGGAUCCGGCUCCAAUCCAAACAAGUGCAUGCUGUUGUGAACCUUUUUGUGGAUCAGCCACAGCCACCAUUUCCCAACUUUGAUACUCCAAUUGUGAAAUGGGGAAAGACAGAGGACACCAACUUCUACAUAAUCCCAUGCAACUGUCUAGUGGCCCCAGCAAUUGUUGUGCCCAAUCUACUAGAACAGCAGCCUCAAGGGAACGUUGCCAAUGCCAAUGCAAGGAGAACCUACAAGAAACGCAGAUUCAAAUUGAUGCAAGAACCUGGAAAUGAACCACUUGGAGAUGGAUAUUUUGUUGUGGACAAUCAAGAACAAAUGGCCCAGAGGAUGGAGGAAUUGAUAGACGACAUAAUGAAAAGGGAAUAG